Fukomys damarensis (Damara mole-rat) is the source of this 2293-nucleotide messenger RNA. It is a transcript of the gene Ccnb1ip1, whose product is annotated as cyclin B1 interacting protein 1. The transcript has 12 exons. Gene Ontology annotation, molecular function: ubiquitin protein ligase activity. Gene Ontology annotation, biological process: reciprocal meiotic recombination. NCBI's taxonomy places the organism in Eukaryota, Metazoa, Chordata, Mammalia, Rodentia, Bathyergidae. The coding region runs from base 932 to 1765 and encodes 277 amino acids. The record is from RefSeq and is a predicted model, not a curated record. Gene Ontology annotation, cellular component: synaptonemal complex.
CCUCUCGGUGCGGUGCGUGAGUGGCCUAAUUGGGAAGGGGCACCGAAGGGGCACGAGACCCCCCUUUCACCCACCACCUGCCUCUUGGAUAGUCACUUUCACAGAACGACGUCCACCCUAUGCUGCCACCCCCACCGGGCCACUCAAAUUAAAGUUCACCCGGAUCCCCGAAGACACGUCUGGAAGGCCUCUGUGCCACACACCUUGCCUUAGGAGCCAGCUGAUUAUGGACUGAAACCUCUAUGAACUAUAAGGGUCUCAGCUCAGGCUGCCAUUGAACUCACCGCGAUUCUCCUGGCUCAGCCUCUGGAGUACUGGGACUAUAUGCAUGGGCCACCAUGCCUGCCUUCAUAAUGUUACAGGUAAAUGGAUCAAUUGUGAAACAGCAAGCUAGCAUUUGGUGCUGAAUAUUGGGAAAUUUUGAGACAUUCAACUUCUGAAGUAGAUUGGAAUAGAUAGGAAUUUUUACUAAGUCGGAAGCAAAGUAUUCAGGAUUACAUUAUGCAAAGGCUGAAGAUGAAACCCACUGAGGAUAUAAAACCUGGGUCUUUAGCACCUUGUAUGCCAGCCUGGAAGUGUCCCUGGGAAAGCCCCUGUAUCUCUGUGGACCCCUUAAAAGCUACACGUGGGGUUUGAUUUGGAGAUUCCCGAUAAGAAAGGUUAAAGGCUGAUGGGAAUAUAAAGGCAGAGAUGAUGCUAGGUAGCUGAUAGAUGCUAUAGUUCAAUUUGAUUCAUCUGAUACUGGAGGGACAAGAAGCCAGUCGUGCUAUGUACUUCACCAGUUAUUUACAGUUUGCCAUGAUGAAAUGCAUGGGAUCAAACUCGGGACCUUACCUUGAGAGGAAGGCGGCAGAACCACUGAACUAAAUCCCCAGCCCACGUGUUUUUAAAUCAAGGCAAGGUCUCAUAAACACCUGGAGAACUCAUUAUCAUGUCUUUGUGUGAAGACAUGCUGCUUUGUAAUUAUCGAAAGUGUCGGGUCAAACUCUCUGGUUAUGCAUGGGUCACUGCCUGCUCUCACAUCUUCUGUGAUCAGCAUGGCAGUGGUGAGUUUAGUCGUUCACCUGCUGUCUGCCCUGCUUGCAACAGCACCCUUUCUGGUAAACUAGAUAUUGUCCGCACAGAACUCAGUCCAUCAGAGGAAUAUAAAGCUAUGGUAUUGGCAGGGCUUCGGCCAGAGAUUGUGUUGGACAUUAGCUCCCGAGCUUUGGCCUUCUGGACCUACCAGGUACAUCAGGAACGUCUCUAUCAAGAAUACAAUUUCAGCAAGGCCGAGGGCCAUCUGAAACAGAUGGAGAAAAUAUAUACUCAGCAAAUACAGAGCAAGGAUGUGGAAUUGACCUCUAUGAAGGGUGAGGUCACUUCCAUGAAAAAGGUGCUAGAAGAAUACAAGAAAAAGUUCAGUGAUAUAUCUGAGAAACUUAUGGAACGCAAUCGCCAGUAUCAAAAGCUCCAAGGCCUUUAUGAUAGUCUUAGGCUGAGAAAUAUCACCAUUGCUAACCAAGAAAGCAAGCUUGAACCGUCUGUGAUUACACAGGCUGGUGUUUUUGGUUUCACGUUAGGGAACAAUUCCAAGUUUCCUUUGGACAGUACACCAGUUGGAAAUCGGGGUGGUGGAGAUGAAGAUUUUCAGUUCAGACCACUUUUUGUGGGUUCUCCCACAGCACCUGAGCCCAGCAACAGCUUUUUUAGUUUUGCCUCUCAAAGUCAUGAAUUAGAGCAGCAGCAAGUAUCUAGCAGAGCCUUCAAAGUAAAAAGAAUUUAACACUUUAGAGAAUGUGUUUGCCUUUAGCUGUUUCAGUUAUAUAAUCUUUAUGCUCCAUAGAAGUCAUCAUUGUCUCUGAGGUAUUAAGUCUUUGAAUUUAUCUUCAUAUCUUCAAGUUACAAGAAAUUCAGUGGCAGUUGGGGGUGGGGGUUCCCUUAGUGGCUAAGUUCUUUGUUUGUAUUAUUUAAAGCAUGAACAUUUUAUUAAUUUCAAUUUUUAUGUGUGCUGUUGAAUUCUCACCACUGAUGAAAAGGUCCCAACAUUAUUUCAUAGAUCACUGUUUCUGCCUGGCACCUUCUGAUUGAGCUUAGCAUCCAUGCAUCUGUCUGUAACCACCUGUUAUAUGGGCACAUGUCACUUUGGGUUCUGGUAUUUAUGCAUAUAUAUGUAUGGAAGUGUGUUCAUUGGUAUUUUGCUGUAUUUGUCCAUGUAUUUGUGUGAAAAUUUUAGUCUUAGACAAUGGUGAAUGAUCUGCCUUGUUAUUUGUGUGUAUUUAUUUGUAUUUGCAUUUAUAUUAAAAUAAUUUGA